Messenger RNA from Dunckerocampus dactyliophorus (ringed pipefish), 3388 nucleotides. Its product is annotated as histone-lysine N-methyltransferase SETDB1-A-like. The record is from RefSeq and is a predicted model, not a curated record. NCBI's taxonomy places the organism in Eukaryota, Metazoa, Chordata, Actinopteri, Syngnathiformes, Syngnathidae. Gene Ontology annotation, molecular function: histone H3K9 methyltransferase activity. The coding region runs from base 450 to 3335 and encodes 961 amino acids. Gene Ontology annotation, cellular component: nucleus. Gene Ontology annotation, biological process: negative regulation of gene expression; heterochromatin organization. The transcript is spliced from 10 exons.
UUGCCUUCGCGCGGCGCAAUGACGUCAUGCAGCCCACAAACGCGCACUAGGAGGCUGCAGGCCCUGAAUUUCGACAUAGCUGUUAUGGCAAUCCCAAAUUCAGAGAUGUUAUCCGUAGUUCACCUGAAGGCAGCGCGGAUAACGCAUAGCUAAUGGGGUACACUGUACUCUAGCGGUGACACGUGAAGGCAGCGUGGGCAAUUUGCAAUCAGAAAGAGCCACUGUGCCUUGUUCCGUCAUAGGGACACGGGCGACAGCAUGGAGUAUUGCGUCUUGAGUUUGAAGGAUACGCCGAAGAAGACCUACGAAUUGCAGCACCUUGUUGUUCCGUCAUACGGGCACAGGCGGCAGCAGUGAGUAACGCGUCUUGAGUGGAAGGAUAAGACGAAGAAGACCUACAAUUGGCGGACACGAUUUUACAAAGGUGUCACCGCACCUUUUCGGACUGGAUGUGGGACCUCAUAGAUGACACACACGUUUUCAAAGAUAGGAAAACAUACUUUUCUCUAUCAGGACUUUUCAAAGCCAUUUUGUCUUCUGUGAUCAUGGAGGGGGAUGAUAUGGAAAUGACCAAAGAGGAGCUCCAGAGAUGGGUUUCAGAGCGAGUGCAAAAUAUUGGUGUGAUCUCGCCUGAUAUGCUGGAGAAAUGCAGUCUUUUGCGGAGUCUACUGAAAAGGAGGAAAAAACAAGCUCAACGUCUCCUGAAACUCUGCGAGUCUGUCGCUGAGUGUGAAGUCAUUGUGAAGGAGCAGUAUGCUUCGCUGGGGUGGGAAUACAAAGACGCAGAUUCUGAUGACGAUAAUGUCACAAUCUACGAAAUCCAUUCUUCCCAAUGUGAUCCUGAGACACGCAUCCCUAGUAGUCCAUCGACAAGUUGCAACACUUCAUCAAAUGACGACUUCAACGAUAGUCAUGGCAAGACCUCUUUAACAACACAAGCCGAGGAGAACUCGGCCAAAGCAACCAAAUGCAAAGUACAGGCUUUGCCUCAACAAAGUCCUGACGACCAACGCAGUAAGGAAGACCGCUUGCGCCCCUUUUCGUCCGAUUUGGAAGAUUAUUCUACGGAGCCGUCCUCAAGCAAGAGGAGACGUCUCAUGAUGAUUGAAACACCACCAGCCAACGCAAACGCAGUGGAGUCAAAUAUAUGCUCACCGGAAACCAGCCAAAUAGAAAAGGACAUUGUGAGCAAGACAAAGGAAGAAAGAAAACCAGCAGAAAAUCACACGGCAAGCAAGAUAAAAGACACAAGAAAACUAGCAGAAAGUGACACUGUGAACAAGAUAAAGAAAAGACAACCAGCAGAAAAUGACACAGCAAGCAAGGCAUGGGAGAAAAGGCCGCUAGCAGAAAAGGACACAGCAAGCAAGACAAGCGAAACAAGAAGACUAGCAGAAAAUGACACAGCAACCAAAGCAGGGGAGAAAAGAAAACUAGCAGAAAAUGACCCAGCAAGCAAGACGAGGGAAACAAGAACACGAGCAGAAAAUGACAAGGCAAGUAAAACAAAGGAAACAAGAACACGAGCAGAAAAUGACAAGGCAAGUAAAACAAAGGAAACAAGAACACGAGCAGAAAAUGACAAGGCAAGUAAAACAAAGGAAACAAGAACACGAGCAGAAAAUGACAAGGCAAGUAAAACAAAGGAAACAAGAACACGAGCAGAAAAUGACAAGGCAAGUAAAACAAACGAAACAAGAACACGAGCAGAAAAUGACAAGGCAAGUAAAACAAAGGAAACAAGAACACGAGAAGAAAAUGACACAGUGAGCAAGACAAGGGAAGCAAGAGAGCCAGCAGAAAAUGGCACAGCAAGCACGACCAGGGAGAAAAGAAAACUAGCAGAAAAUGACACAACAAACGUGACAAAUAAAAGAAAACGAGUGGAAAAUGGCACAGCGAGCAAGAUGAAAGAAAGAAAACUACUGCAAAGCGACGUUGUGAACAAGAUAAAGAAGAAAAGGAAACCGGCAGAAAAUGACACAAGCAUGACAAAGGAAACAAGGAAACCAGCAGAAAAUGACACAGCAAGAACGGCAAAGGAAACAAGGAAACCAGCAGAAAAUGACACAGCAAGAACGGCAAAGGAAACAAGGAAACCAGCAGAAAAUGACACAGCAAGCACGGCAAAGGAAACUAGGAAACCAGCAGAAAAUGACACAGCAAGCACGGCAAAGGAAACAAGGAAACAAGCAGAAAAUGACACAGCAAGCACGGCAAAGGAAACAAGGAAACAAGCAGAAAAUGACACAGCAAGCACGACAAGGGAGAAAAGAAAACAAGCAGAAAAUGACACAGCAAGUACGCCAAGGGAGAAAAGAAAACCAGCAGAAAAUGGCACUGCAAGCAAGACAAAGGGAACACGAAAACCAGCAGAAAGUGACACACGAAGCAAGACGAGGGAAGCAAGAAAACCAGCAGAAAAUGAGACGGCAAGUAAGACGAGGGCUAAAAGAAAACCAGCAGGAAAUGACACAAGCAGGACAGGAGAGAAAAGAACACAAGCACAAAAUGACACAACAAGAAAGACAAUGGAAAGAAGAAAAUCAGCUGAAAAUGACACAGCAAGAAAGGAAAGGGAAAGAAUUGAAGCAGCACAAAAUGUUGCAGCAGCGGUGGCCAUAACAUCCUGUGACCAGUCUACGAAGAUUUCAUCAAAGAUGCCCAAAAAAGUACUCCAAGUUGAGAUCACAGAGAAUAUGAAGGUUUUGGCCAAGAGGAACAAUUUGUGCUGGCAACGUGGGAAAGUGAAGAAAAUUGUCAAAAUUGCAGAUAAUGUGCUCAAAUACAAAGUCCGAUUGGACCAGAAAGGCAAGUGCCUCGUCUCCGCACACCACCUGGCCUUUGAGAGCACCCACAUGGUGGACUACUUGUAUAUUGGCGCUAGGGUGGUGGUGGGCGGCAAGGAUGAAGAUCACUUUCGGCCCGGCAUUCUGGCAGAAUUCCCCAGCAAAAAGAACCAACAGAGAUUUCUCGUGUUUAUUGACGAUCAGGUGCCGAUCUACGUUGGCUUAUAUCAUCUUCACCUGGUGUGCACACCUUUACCGGAUCCUGUGGACGACAUCGCCGAUCCUUCCCACAGGGAUUUCAUCAAGUUUUAUUUAAAUGUCUGGCCUUGCCCUCCCCAAACCCAAUACAAAAUUGGACAAAGUUUUGAAGUGGACUUAAAUGGAGUUCAGCAGAGCUGUACCGUCCUGACGACCGACGGUAGCCUGAUGCAGGUCCUCUUUGCGGAAAGUCAACGUAAAGGAUGGAUCUACAGGGGUUCAUUGUGCUUGGAACCCAUCCGUCGGAUGAAGAAGUUUUAUGAGUUGAAAAAUAAAAGUGGAAGGUAAUGUUGGUGGACAGUGGGGAGCGGGAGUCUUAAUAAAAUCAUGUAAUGCUUGUC